This is a messenger RNA of Euleptes europaea (tarantolino), 3640 nucleotides long. It is a transcript of the gene C2H6orf132, whose product is annotated as chromosome 2 C6orf132 homolog. The record is from RefSeq and is a predicted model, not a curated record. The transcript is spliced from 5 exons. The coding region runs from base 8 to 3550 and encodes 1180 amino acids. Lineage: Eukaryota; Metazoa; Chordata; Lepidosauria; Squamata; Sphaerodactylidae.
AGUCAAGAUGAAGAAGCACCACUCUGUGCAGGGGACUAUUAGCAGACUCUUUGGGAAAAAACAUAGCAGCAGCAACAGCCCCACCACCUCCCUCUACGUCACCAACCCCCCCUGGGUCUUCACACAGGAGGUCGCCUCGGACAGCCUGGCACGUUCUGGUGAUGUGGAUGGCACACACUAUGGGGAUAAUCGCUUUGGCACAUUAACGGAUUCUGGAACAGCAACACUUAAGCCACGACCGAGAGUCCGACCUCUGCUGACUUUCUUACCCCUUAAUGCUCAAGAGGCACAUGGAGUGGCUGUUCCGACACCAUCAGUGCCUGAAGGCUUUGAAGAGAAAGCAGCUCCGGGGCUUGGUUCCCAAAUCAAUGGGAAUUACAGAAAGUACAACUCGGUUGUUGAUCUGAGGCCCAAGACAUUUGAAGAUGACUACUUGGCUGAUGAUGAGAUUCCACCACCACCAUCAGUUCCUCCUCCACCACCACCACCAUCAGUUCCUCCUCCACCACCACCACCAUCUUUUCCUCUUCCACCACCACCACCACUGCCAUCUUCAAUUGACCUAUCAUCACUUUCAACUUCAGUGGAAGCUCCAUUCCUACCUUCAGUGGAAAUUCCACCUCCACCUCCAGUGCCUCCUCCACCCCCACCAGCAGUAUCACCUCUUUCAUACCUGGCUCCGCCGUCACACUCAAAUUCUAACGUGUCUUCUCCUACUACUCCAUCUCCACCAGACUUCAUUCCUCCUCCUCCUCCUCUGGCUUUUAUGGAUCGUGCAGCCCCUCCUACAACUCACUUUUCACCACCAUUUCAUACUCCACCUCUUUCAAAUGGUGGCUACAAAUGGAAAUCUGAGACUGUUCUAAAUCUUAGGGAGUCAGAAGAUGGCUCUCACUACCCAAACUUAACUGUUCCACCUAGCCCUACCCAGAAGGAGAAAGAACUGCCCCAAACCAGCCCAGAUCCUCAUCAAACCCUUCCCAGAUCAUUUAAAAUACCUCCUCCAGCCCCUAUGAGAACAUCAUCUAUUCCUUCCGGGGACAAAGAACCAAGCCGAAGAGAUGAACAGGCCCCUAAAAUGGUUCCUCACAGCCGACCUGCAUUGCCACCUAACUUUACAGUACGGCCUGCAGCCGCGGUUCACUUAGAGGGAGACGCUGGACAGAAAGCUCCUUUGGAUAAGCAAAUGGUAGAAAAACCUUCUGUAUUCAUCACAGAAUCUAGGAAUCCAAAACCAACACCAGAGUCUAAUGGUGUUUCUACCUCCGCAUUGAAAUGGGAGGUACAAAAAGAACUGGUGCCACAACAGGCAACAUCAAAAGACUGUUCUAAAAAACCAGUGACUCCAUAUGCAGAAGAACCAGAGCUUCCGUCACCAGACUGGGCAUCCUCUGAUGAUGAAGAAUGGAAGGAACGUAGCAACCUGGACAAGCUGAAACAUGAACUGUCAGCCCUUCUGUCUUCUACCUACAGAAAGGAAGACAGACAGCUGGAGAAAGCUGUAGUUCCCAAAAGUAAAACCAGCAUUAAUGAUAGUAACCAGAUUGGUUGGGAAGAAUUAAAACAAGCUAAGCCUACCAUGAUUAGCUCGCAAAUACCAGCAGGGACAGAUACUGAGAGGAAAGAAAAGAUACCAGGCAAUUCACCAUCUGCAGGCAAAGUUUUGACCAAUAAUGUUAAUUCAAAUCCAGAUAAUAAAUCUACCAGCAUGCCAGCGAAUUGUGUUCUGAAGUUCAAAAAUGAAUUGGAAGCUUUGCUGUCUCCAGCCAAGGACGGGGGGCCACCCUUGGCUCUUACCAACCUGAGGCACAAUCCAGAACCAAAGAAACAAGCAACUCUUCAAUUUGGGGGCAGCGAGUCCAAGAUUCCCAAACCCACAGUAAAUCAAAAUACAGCAAUAUCUGAAGUGACAGGAAAAGAGCCUAGGAUUCCUAGUGCAUCUACUAAUAACUCCCCAGCUGGAAACAUUUGUAAGCCCCCAGCCUCCCCUCUAAAACCCAAGCCUGAACUCUUGGUUCCUGCUGCACCUUCUCCAGCCUCUGCUGGAAUUGCCUCCCCUGUUCAAGCUCCCACCACAGACCUUUCUCACCUACAGUACAAGACACAUAGGACAAAAUUUGCCUCCACUGAUAGCCUGCCCUCUGUGACGUCUUCCCAAGCUGCAGAAGAUGGGCCGAUCACCACAAAUAAUAAUGACAACCAAAGAGACUCUGUUAGGCGCAGGUUCUCAGAGACACCCAUCAUCCUCAGGAACACCGAGCAACUGAAUGGUAGUCUUUUGAUCCAUCCUGUAACAGGAGAGGAAGUCGAGAGAGGCUCCCCGAUGGCUCUUCUCUUGGCUGCACAGCAGCGGGCCCAGAGAGGCAGGCGUUCUGCCUCAGCCUCACGACAAAACAGUUCCUUAUCCGAGAAUCCUCAGUUCAAGUUAUCAGAAAAGCUGCGCAACAGCAGCCAGUCAGAGGUGACGUCAUCCACCCUUUACUACAAUGAUACCAAGCCUAACACCGUCAAGGUUGUUCCAAAGGGCUCUCCCAGGGAAUCCCUUGCAGCCUCAGAAAUUCAGCAGCCUAAUGGGGCAAGUUCAUCUGAUAAUAAAGUCUGGGGCUUGUCCAACCUAGGGCAGAAAGGGCAGAAGCCGCAGUUGUUCUACAGCACCUCAGAACAAUUCAGGGAUUUGCACAAACUCAGGGAGAGCGAAUCUCCGAAUCUUCCUCCAUCAAAUAGUUGUGGCGCUUCCGUUUUGGUUCCAGGCGGCUUGGAGUCCAGCCACUUGAAGCAGCAGGGCUCUUCCAAGGUGUCUGAUACUCCCCUCUGCUCUCUUACUAAACCCCAGAUCCACACCAAUAACAAUGAGGCAGAAGAAGGCUUCAAUUAUGAGAUCAUUCCACCCCCACCAGAGUUCAGCAAUGAUGACAACGGAGCCCCAGAUGUUUCUUCAAAGGGGGAAAGGAAGCCUACAGGCUUCAGCACCUCAGCGGAUGAUCACGUCUCAGAUGAACAAGUUCAUUUCAAUCAUUCAAGCUAUAGCUAUAGCAACAGUUAUUCCCCAAUAUUGAAACCUGCUCUGGAAAGCAGCGGGAGGCCUAGUGGAUACGGUCUCCAUUACUCAGGUGGAAGUUACCCUGCUGGCUACCUCAGUGGCUACUCCAACAGCCGCCCUCUGAUUAAGAAGCGCCUUUAUGUGUCAGAGUCUGAUGGAUCAUAUGACAGACAAGCCACUUCCACUCGCAUCGGAAGCACACCCAGUUCCUACAGCCACAAUGCAGUGACGUACAAUUCCCCGUUUAUGGAAGGGAUGCGUCGGAACUCUACUCAGAGGAACAACAAUGCACAUGGCAGGAGGAUGUCCCUGGAAGUACCUGGGAAAAUGGUGACUUAUAACAAUGCCACCAAUGACACCAAGUAUAAAGGGCAGAAUGGAGAGUAUUCCACCAGUACUGGCAGACCUGCCCCUGGAAAUCUACAGUAUAAUGGGACUGCAAAUACAUUUACUGUCAGGCCUGGAACAAGACAGCCAAUUUCUUAUGCGUAUCAAGGAGGUCUUCGAUAAGGAGUAAACUCUGUCAUUUCACACGCAGCUUGGACAAUGUAUCACAGAACUCCUCUUCUAAGCUUUGCUGGGGCUGUUCCUCAGAUAGUU